This is a messenger RNA of Henningerozyma blattae CBS 6284, 1107 nucleotides long. RefSeq lists its product as uncharacterized. Bases 1 to 1107 code for a protein of 368 amino acids. The transcript has a single exon. Gene Ontology annotation, molecular function: glutaminyl-peptide cyclotransferase activity; zinc ion binding. The record is from RefSeq and is a predicted model, not a curated record. Lineage: Eukaryota; Fungi; Ascomycota; Saccharomycetes; Saccharomycetales; Saccharomycetaceae.
AUGCUUAUGAUGUUUCCGACGGUAUACGCUCCAUUAUUGAUUUUUCUAUCGGUAUUGAGGGCCGUAGGAGCUGAAACUACAGACCCUCUUUAUCUUAAUUUUCAUAACCUAUAUCUAGAUGAAUCUCUUUCAUUAACACCGCAAAAUAUGACAUGUCAUAAAAACUCAUCCAGCACAGAUAUUUCCAAUGGCCCAAAUUUGUUACUACCGUUUAAUAGAACAAGGAUUCCAUCAAGCUCGGGCUCUAUAUAUAUCCAAAAUUAUAUUAAAAAAUAUUAUAAAACUAAUUUAACAUCUCCUUGGAAUGUUGAAAUUGAUUCGUUCGUGGAGAAAAACCACACUUUUACAAAUUUAGCCUUUACAUUGGGUGGUGCAGCCAGCCAAUAUAUCGUAUUAGCAGCUCAUUAUGAUUCUAAAAUCGAGCCGGAAGGAUUUAUUGGUGGUAUUGAUAGUGCGACCCCUUGCGCUAUUUUAAUGUACAUUUCUAAGUUUAUGGACCAUUUUUACUUGAAUUCUUCUUCGAAUAUAGAUGCGAAUUUAGCAAAUAAAGAUAUCGGAUUAAAAAUAGUAUUCUUUGAUGGCGAGGAAGCUUUGAAGCAAUGGGGUCCUAAUGAUUCAAUUUAUGGCUCAAAACACCUUGCAAAAAGAUGGAUCAAUAAUGGAGUUAUGGAAAAAGUUAGCCUAUUCGUUCUUCUAGAUUUGCUUGGAAGUGCUGAUAAAUCAAUUAUCCCCAGUUAUUUUAGUUCCACAAACAGUAAUUAUAGAUUAUUAAAUGAUAUUGAAAAUGAGUUUAAUAGUCAAUUUAAGUCUUACAAUAACACUAAAUAUUUUAACCCACAGGAACUGAGAUUUCAAAAUUUUAACAGAAUCGUAAUUGAAGAUGAUCAUAUUCCAUUUGUAGAAAAUGACGUUAAUGUGCUACAUUUAAUCCCAGUUCCAUUUCCAAAAGUAUGGCAUACUAUUGAUGACAAUUUCCAUAAUUUGGAUCAGGAUAAUAUCAAAAAAUGGGCCAUUAUACUUACAAAGUUUACUUUAGAGUCAUUAAUGGGAAAUCCGGAUCAAACUUAUAAUUCUGCAUUUUCUAGUAGCAAUAAUACUUCAGAAUAA